CUUUUCGUGUGACAACAAGCCUAGCGUAAUCUCAUAAGUAGAGUUUGAGGAGGGUAGUGUGCACAAAUAUUACCCUAUCUUGAGAAAGUAUAGAGAAGUAACAAUAGCAAGUAAUAAGAAACCUAAGCGAAGAAACAACAAAGUGGUAAUACAAAUCUACGAAUAAGAAAAUACAAGACUAACACUAAUACUAUUGGAACUGAAAAGGAAAGAAAAGCACUCGAUUACCUAUUAACCCUCUACCUUAAUUCUCGGCCUCCACAUUCUUCUAUCAAGGGUUAAAUGUCUAUAAGCUGAAGCAACAUCAUGUCUUGCCUAAUCACCUCGCUCCAAUACUUCUUAGGUCUGUUUCUAUUUCUCUCAGACCCACCAAGGCCAACCUCUCACACCUCUUCACUGGGCCAUAUGCGCCUCACAGCUUUACAUGCCCGACCAUCUAAGCUUCAUUUCCCGCGUCUUGUCCUCCACUGAGGCUGCUCGCACCUAGUCUCAAAUAUCUUCAUUCCUUAUAAAUAGUUGAAAAAUAUAAGUAGCUUAGUAUUUGUUUGACUUGUUUUAAGCUUACUUUUAUUUUGGCAAGCGAGUAGGAAUCCGCAACAACAACUACCGAUGACUAAAAAUAAAACUUGAAAAAGUAGCUAGUGUCAAAAUGAGAUCAAAUAAUCCAAGUUAAUUACUGAUGGUCGCAGUAGCCAGCUAAGGUUCACUCUGUAUAGUCAAUGAAGAAAGAAUAAAAAAGAAAGGGUGGCAAAUGCAGUUUGAUCUUGGGUAACUUGAUCGCCAAGAGCCAUCAUUGACUAAGUGACCCUGCGACUGCUGUAUUAACUAGUAUAAAAUCCUUAAUAUCUCGUGCUUAUACCAGACCACCAAUUUCUUCCUCAGACUAAUCUUGUCUGUUUAGUACAAUGGCCAUGAAACCCGUGAAGUACUGUGUGGUGAGUAAUUUCUGUCUCACUCAUUUAUUAUGUUUAUUGAAUGUUAUUUUCAUUGUUUGAAAUGGUUGUUGAACUCACAGGUGGAUGCCUUCACUGACGCAGCAUUCAAAGGGAACCCAGCAGCCGUUUGCUUACUAGAAGAAGACAAAGAUGACAAAUGGUUACAGUCUGUUGCUACUGAGUUCAAUAUGUCUCAAACUUGUUAUCUCACUCCACUUACCCUAUCUAAGCCUAACCCCACAUUUGGCCUUCGUUGGUUCACUCCAGUUACUGAGGUAGAUCUAUGUGGACAUGCAACGCUAGCAGCUGCACACUUUCUGUUUGCCUAUGGCUUAGUUAAAACUGAUAUGAUUGAGUUUUCAACAAAGUCAGGAAUUUUAACUGCCAAAAGAGUUCCAGAAGCCAAAGCUCCAAAUUCUCGGGACGACUGGCCAACAGGUUACUCAAUUGAAUUGGACUUUCCUGUUGUAAAAGUAGCCGAGACCAAUUUUGCUGAUGUUCCUGCAAUUUCGAAAAGCUUGAAUGGUGCAUCUGUGGUUGAGAUGCUUGAGACAUCUAAGAGUGAUCUUUUUAUUUUACUCCCAUCAGGUGAGGUAGUGGUCGAAUGCCAACCUCAGCUUGAUCAAAUAAAGAAUAUCCCUGGCAGAGGAAUGAUAAUAACAGGACCUGCUCCACAGGGUUCUGGCUUUGAUUUUUAUAGUCGCUUCUUCUGCCCAAAGUUGGGAAUCAAUGAGGAUCCUGUUUGUGGAAGUGCUCAUUGUGCCUUGGCUCCUUAUUGGCAUAAAAAACUUGGCAAACGUGACUUUGUUGCUUUAGCGGCCUCACCUAGAGGUGGCGUCGUGAACAUGCAUCUAGACGAGGAGAAUCAAAGGAUGUUUCUGAGAGGGAAAGCUGUUACUAUCAUGGAAGGUUCUCUUCUAGUAUAAUAUAGCUAGGAGUGGACAUCAUAAAUUUAAUAAAAUUGGUGGAAGUUUGUGUUAACUUUCUAAAAUCUCUAAAUUUGUUUUGGUUUUGUACUUC
Messenger RNA from Nicotiana tabacum (common tobacco), 1955 nucleotides. NCBI's taxonomy places the organism in Eukaryota, Viridiplantae, Streptophyta, Magnoliopsida, Solanales, Solanaceae. The record is from RefSeq and is a predicted model, not a curated record.